UACAGCAAACAUGGAUUAUCUGCCGGUACAGAAAUCCCCUGUUUCUCCUCCGUCUCUACUCCAUCUGAGAUUUACAAUCUUUACGGUCCAUCAUGAUCAAAACAUGUCAUCGAACUGUCAAAUAUGAGCGUGUAUAAUAAGUCAAAACGUCAAAAUCAUGGUACUUACCACACCAGAUCUGAUCCAAAUUUGCCCAACUACCCUUCUUCUCUAACGCGAACUGAAACAAACAAAACUACAUUCGCAACUGUUUCUCUCUGCUUCCAGAUCCAAGCUCCAGGUCCAAUCCAAACGAAAACUAGUUUUUUUUAAUCAUUUAAAAAGGCAGUGAGGAAAAUAAGACAAUUUAUUAUUCCUUGAUUCCGAAAAAGAAAAGAUUCUGAUUUCUGAAACACAGAAAUUAUUAAUGCUGCAUUCAAGUUUCUCAAUUGUUUGUCGGGGAAAGCCUAUUUAUUAUUUGUUUUUGAAAAACUAAGUAAUAAAUAAUAGGGUUUCUUUUUGCUCGGAGAAACCCUAAUUUGAUUCCAGAUUUUCAAUUUUGGUUAAGCAGCAAGCAAAUUUGUUCGCAAUUUCCUUGAUGGCGACUACGGGGUUGUCAAUUUGGUUCCAUAAUAAGAUCGUCGAUCCUCUCUUACAAAUACUUAGCAGGGGUGCUGAGCCAAAGCUCUUGGCGUUCUCUGCAGCUCUGGGCAUUACCUUCGGAGUGUUUCCAAUUUGUGGAGUCACCGUGUUUCUCUGUGGAGUGGCUAUUGCAUUGCUUAGAUCCCUAUGCCAUGCUCCAAGUGUGAUGCUAGCAAAUUUUAUUGCUACUCCGAUAGAGUUGAGUUUGGUGAUACCUUUCUUGCGCUUUGGCGAAGCUAUCACAGGCGGAGAACAUUUUCCUUUGACAUCUGAUGCUUUGAAGAAAGUCUUAACUGGCCAUGCUUCAAAAGAAGUGCUGCUUAGUAUUGCCCAUGCGUUGUUGGGAUGGGUUAUUGCGGCACCUUUUCUUUUGGCAACAUUGUACAUAUUGUUUUUACCGUGUUUCAAGAUCUUGGUUCGCAAGUUCACCAGCGUUCCUUUAAGUCCAAGGAAACCACUUCAUUCUCACUCGGAAAUUAGGCUUAAGGCAUCCCCUUCAACUCCACCAAUGGCUACAAAUUUUGCAGCUGUGUCUCUCAAAUAAAUCCUUCAACUCCGACAUCCAUAAAUUUUCAAUGACAAGGUUUAUGAUUUUUCUUUUCUUUCAAAAUAAUAAUAAUAAUAAUAAUAAUAAUAACAAGUUUCCUUUUUGAUCGAAAAUCUCAAGGAGUUUUGCUAUUGAAGAAUAUGAACUAUCUUUGAUUUGGGAUUCAAAUGGGAAGAAUAUGUGAUCUCAUAUUGUA
This is a messenger RNA of Ziziphus jujuba (common jujube), 1364 nucleotides long. RefSeq lists its product as uncharacterized. Lineage: Eukaryota; Viridiplantae; Streptophyta; Magnoliopsida; Rosales; Rhamnaceae. The record is from RefSeq and is a predicted model, not a curated record. Gene Ontology annotation, cellular component: intracellular membrane-bounded organelle. The coding region runs from base 578 to 1165 and encodes 195 amino acids. The transcript has 6 exons.